Esox lucius (northern pike) is the source of this 3641-nucleotide messenger RNA. RefSeq names its product valyl-tRNA synthetase 2, mitochondrial (gene vars2). The record is from RefSeq and is a predicted model, not a curated record. NCBI's taxonomy places the organism in Eukaryota, Metazoa, Chordata, Actinopteri, Esociformes, Esocidae. Gene Ontology annotation, biological process: valyl-tRNA aminoacylation. Gene Ontology annotation, molecular function: aminoacyl-tRNA deacylase activity; ATP binding; valine-tRNA ligase activity. The transcript has 30 exons. Gene Ontology annotation, cellular component: cytosol. Bases 101 to 3379 code for a protein of 1092 amino acids.
UGCAGUUAUAAGUGAAACACAAGUGCAUUGUUCGGUCGAAGUUGAAAGGUCGCAGUUAGCAAAAGAUGUCUGCGCCCAUGACCGCAUCAUAGAGAAGGAGAUGUGGAGGACAGCUUGUGGUCUCCCUGUACGGGUAGCAGAAAGAGGGGUACAGAGGGUGUGGGAAACAUGGACCUGUUCUUACACUUCGUCAAAACCCUCUUCUCAAUCAGCUCCCACUCUUCGGACUCGGGCUGAGAAAGAGAGGCGAAGGAAAGAGAAGGAAGAGGCCAUACUUGGCAGUCAACACAAUGGUCCUGAAGAUCAAGGAAUGAAAUGGAGUGAUAAGGAGAGAAUAGCAUACAGUGCCUCAACUCCUCCAGGCAAGAAGAAAGACACCACGCUGCCCUUUCCUUCCUCCUACAGCCCAGAGUAUGUGGAGGCCAGCUGGUACCAGUGGUGGGAGAAACAAGGGUUCUUCACCCCGGAGAACCACGACAAUCUACCGGGAGCUGUGAAUCGGUCUUUCUCCAUGUGUAUCCCUCCACCUAAUGUGACUGGCACGCUUCACCUUGGUCAUGCUCUCACAGUGGCCAUAGAGGAUGCGUUGGCUCGCCGGAGGAGGAUGCAGGGUUACAAAGUGCUCUGGGUACCAGGCUGUGAUCAUGCUGGUAUUGCCACACAGACGGUGGUGGAGAGGAUGUUGUUCCGGGAACACGGGAAGAGAAGAAAAGAUCUCAGCAGGGAGGAGUUUCUACAGGAAGUGUGGAAGUGGAAGAAGAGUAAAGGAGAUGAGAUCUACCAUCAGCUGAGGAAACUUGGUGCGUCUCUGGACUGGAGCAGAGCCUGUUUCACCAUGGAUCUGGGUUUCAGCAGUGCUGUGACGGAGGCCUUUGUCAGGAUGUGUGAUUCUGGUCUGAUCUAUCGCUCGGAGAGGCUUGUGAAUUGGAGCUGUGCUCUGGAGUCUGCAGUCUCUGAAAUAGAGGUUGACUCUAAGCAGCUAUCAGGAAAGACACUGCUGUCAGUUCCUGGUUACCAAAAGAAGGUGGAGUUUGGGACCAUGUUUACCUUUGCUUAUCCUUUAGACGGUCAGGAUGGGGAGGUGACAGUGUCCACCACUCGUCCCGAGACCAUGCUGGGAGAUGUGGCCAUCGCUGUACAUCCAGAGGACCCGCGUUAUCAGGCAGUUCAUGGUAAACACUGCCGACACCCCUUCACCGACCGACUCAUACCCAUCAUCACAGAUGCGACGGUGGACGUGGAGCUGGGUACAGGGGCUGUAAAGGUCACUCCAGCUCACGACCACACUGACUUCCUGCUUUCCCAGAGACACGGUCUUCCUUGCCUUACUGUGAUUGGAGGAGAUGGCGCCAUGACCCCACUCUGUGGCCAAUGGCUGGAGGGAGUGAGGCGCUUUGACGCCAGAGAACAUGUGAUCGAUGCACUUCGAGAGAAGAAGCUCUUCAGAGGGAAGGAGGAUCAUGCCAUGUCUUUACCCCUCUGCAGCCGCUCUGGAGAUGUUAUUGAGCCUUUGUUGAAGAAGCAGUGGUUUAUGCAUUGUGAAGAGAUGGCCCAGAGAGCCAUACAGGCAGUGGAUGAGGGACAGUUAGAAAUAAUCCCACACUUUUAUACCAAAACCUGGAAGAGCUGGCUCUCUAAUAUCAGUGACUGGUGCAUUUCCAGGCAGCUUUGGUGGGGUCACCAGAUUCCGGCCUAUCGAGUGUCUCUUCCUGGUUCAGCAAACACAGAGGAGGAACUUUGGGUCUGGGGGCGGAGCCAGGCGGAGGCCAGGGAACGUGCCGCUGUGAAGUACGAAGUGACACCUGACUCCGUUACUCUGACUCAGGACCCUGACGUUUUGGACACCUGGUUUUCCUCUGGGCUCUUCCCUUUCGCCAUGUUGGGCUGGCCACAACAGACGAGUGACCUGAGGCAGUUCUACCCAAACACCAUACUGGAGACAGGAAGUGAUCUCAUUUUCUUCUGGGUAGCCAGGAUGGUAAUGCUGGGAACAGAGUUGACUGGACAGCUGCCCUUCAAGCAGGUGCUCCUCCAUUCUCUGGUGAGGGAUAAGCAUGGCAGGAAGAUGAGUAAAUCUCUGGGAAAUGUCAUCGACCCUUUAGAUGUCAUCUCUGGCAUCUCUCUAGAGAGGCUCCAAGAAAAAGUGAAAGAGGGUAAUCUUGACCCUCGUGAGAGCGUGGUUGCCAUGGAAGCACAGAGUAAGGACUUCCCUAAGGGGAUUCCAGAGUGUGGAACCGAUGCGCUCCGCUUUGCCCUCUGCUCAUACAAGGCCCAGGGUGAGGACAUCAGCCUGUCUGUGUCCCAGGUCCUGAGCUGCAGACACUUCUGUAACAAGAUGUGGCAGACGGUUCGGUUCACCCUGGGUGUGCUGAAGGACAGGGGGGCGGAGCUACUGCCAUUGGAACAGACUGCUCCUCUGAGCGGUAUAGACCGGUGGGUGUGUUCUAGGCUGUACAGCACGGUUCUCCAGUGUGAGCAGGGCUUUGACCGCUAUGAGCUCCACUCCGUCACGGCUGCCCUCCACUCCUUCUGGCUCCACAGCCUCUGUGACAUCUACCUGGAGUGUAUCAAGCCGGCGCUGACCCAGCAGGCCGGUGGAGGCGUGGCGUCGGGCCAGGUCAACGCGGCGGACAGCGGGGUCGGUCACGGAGAGGCCCGGGUGUCUGGCAGUGUGCUCUUCCACUGUGUGACCGUCUCCCUGGCGCUGCUCUCGCCCUUCAUGCCAUUCCUCACCGAGGAGCUGUGGCAGAGGCUCCGCCCCCUCAGCGGCCAGGGAGAGGAUGGGGUCACGACCAGCCUGUGUCUGCAGUCUUACCCACAGUCGGCACACCUGGCACACUGGCACUUCCCCCAGGAGGAAGCAGACUUCUCUCUGGUCCAGGAAGUGGUGAGGGUAGCCAGGUCUCUCAGGGCCCAGAGUGGUGUGACCAAAGAAAGGCCUGACAUGUGGGCUGUUUGUUCGGUCAGCCAAGCCCAGACUCUCGUCCGCUUUGGCCCUGCCAUUCAGACCCUGGCCAGGAUCUCUACCUUGCACCUCCACUGCCCCCGUGAGGCCGGGGGAGACUGCUCCCUAUUCUCCCCCUCUGCUCCACCCAAAGGCAGUGCUGUGGGUGUGGUCGACCACUCCUGUCAGUUACACCUCCGGGUGCAGGGUGAAGUGGUGUUGAACAAACGUGGUCUGCAGCUUUCCCAGCGCAAAGAGAAGCUUCUCUGUAAGCUUGAACAGUCGCUGUCUCGAACCCGGGUGCCAGAGUACUCCGAAACGGUUCCAGAGUGGGUGAGGCUACGGACUGAAAAGAAGAUCUCAGCCUUGCAGCACGAGCUGAGAAACAUUGAGGAGCAACUGACAGCACUACAAGGACCAAGACAAGACAACUGAAACGCAGAUAGUGUAUCCUGAAAGGCAAUCCAUUUUCAUUAAGCUUGGGUCAAAAUAAUUAUUAAAGCCUCCACUCCGGACUGUCACCAGGGCUUCAAUUCGGACAUUAAUCAUGUAAAUGAUGGACCCAUAGGUGUUCUGGCAGUGAACACAACUGCACACCUUGCCCUAAAAUAACCAAAGUGGUAACUACCGUACUGUAGUGAUCCUUGCUUUGAUUCAAGUCACAUAGUUCCUGAAUGUAAAAUAUUAAAUUAUUCAG